ACGUAAGGAAAACGCUUGCUGACUUAAAGGACAGUGAAGUGUAAACUCCGGGAAUAGUUUUGUAAGUGAAGCUAACUUCACGCGAAGUUAACUUUAGCUGUUAGCUGCUAGUCUAGUUGUGUUAUAUGCAUUGCGCUACACGGUGGUGCAUUACAACUAGCUAGCAGCUGGUGUUAGUUGGCAAAAGGUGACUUUGAAGAUUUGUUGACGCCCGUCGGUCAGUCGUUAGCAGCUGUCAGUUUCUCCAGGGAGUGAAAUUAUUCCGCGCUGCUGUGCGUUUUUAGCCCGCCUACUCUUGAGUUUUAGCUAGUCUCGUUAGCAGAAAUGAGCCGUUUGAGCAGAGCAUAUUGGUUAGUGGGGUGUGCGCUGCUGCAGUUUUAUUUUCCCGAUGGGCUGAGAGAGGUCUACACACUGGGGAAGGUCAAGACAGCAACCCAGUUUCCUUGGCAACAAUGCGGAAGUUUGUGGAUCACUCAACCCUACGCUGUGCCAGUCACCGAUUACACCAUUGAAAGGGCUCAAACAUCAACCUUUUUGGUUGUUUAUUGUAGUGGGGAAGGUGGUUUGAUAAGUUGCCCCUUGUACCAGGAACAAAAGAGGCUCUGAAGUGAAGCCUCAAGUGCCCUCCAGACCAAAAGGCAAAAAGCAUUGCUGGCCUUCCCGGACGGUGCGUUUGCUGCAGACUACGGUGGAGUCCCGACCGGGGAAGAGAGAGGCUGCAUAGGAAGGAUGUCCACCGACCAGGAGCCCACCUUCACAGUCAAGCUGCUGCAGCUGCUGAUGCUCUCCACCUACUGGGGAAUGCAAAUUUGGGUCACCUUCAUUUCAAGCUUUGUGAUGGACAACCACCUGAACAGACACACAUAUGGGUUUAUCCAGAGUCGUCUUGUUCCGUUCUACCUUCACCUGGGUUCAGCUUGUGCCUUCUUUAACCUCACUAUCUACGCUGUGUAUCAUCCCAGGGACUUGCUGGAUGACCGAGAAGCCUUUCAGAUCUUUAUCUUCUUUGUGUCGGUGACAGUUGCGGCUGUCAACGCUCAGUGGUUCGGCCAAAUGACAUCAGAGAUCAUGGCAGACAUGCAUCUCAUCGAGCAGGCGUGCGGAUUGGGUCAAGAUAUCGGCCUGUCGUCUAACCGCGAAGCUUACGCCAAGCUGUGUGAGACGGAUGUCAAAUACAGACACCUCAGCAGUCGCCUGUGGCUGUACAGACUGCUGUCGUCCCUCUGUAAUCUCUGCUGCAUAGGCUGCAAUUUCUACAGUCUCUGUUACAUGGCUGAGAACCUUGUCACACUGUAAAACUGACACACAGCAGCUGGACUCUUAAGAUUGUUGAAAAAUAGUCAGUCCCUUUAAAAAUCUAGAAACAUUUUGUAUCGAAGUAUUAAGUUAUAUAUUUAAUACAUAAUGUCUUCCUUUCCGUCUCUGCUUUAAGUAGAAAUUAGAUUUUAAAAAGUCAGGUAAGCCCUGAUGUUCUUUGUCGUGGGGAAUAAUGAGAGGAUAUAAGAGGAGCCCAAGUUUUUUUGAGUUUUGAGACAGUCCAAAAAAAAAAAAAAAAAAAACAAAAAAAAGCUGAAUUUCUCUAUGAAAUGUUAUAGGGAGAGAAAUGACUUCCUGCAAUGUGAGUAAUGUCUCACCUUUCACCUAGUGCGGGUGAGGCUGGUGGCUGCCUCAUUCUGGUGCUUUGAGAUUUCCCUUUGCUAUUGACCUUCACCAUUACAAUAUGGUACAUUAGAGGAAUCUUAAACUUGAGGAAUGUGUUUUUUUUUUUUUUAAUCUUUGUACUCGCAAUAUCAGAAACACCACGGGCAGAAAAUGGCCCGAUGCACUGCACCGUUUUUAUACGUAAGCACCAGAAAGGUACCUUUAAUAAGGAAAACUGCUGCCAUGCUGCUUAGUCCUGCUCUUCCUGUUUGAGAGGUGUUUUAAUACUUUGUUUACAUAGUGUCACAAGUUUGUCUUGCUUACUUUUUGUUAUCUUGACAUCACCUGUGGGGCUGUGCUUCACUUCCUUUCAGGGUGAAAGGUUGUGCUAUCUUUGUCCCUCCUGGCUGCUACUCCUGCUAUGAAAAAGAAGGGUUCAGACACUGUUAUUUUAUGUUAUACAAUCCGUACUGCGUUUAGUCCAUCCAAAACAGACUUGCACCACUGAUUUGAUUGUAGUAUUGGAAACAGAAUUAAUGGGUGAUUGUUCCAGUGUACCGAUAUAUAAAUGAGCAGAUAUGAGAUUUUAAGAUUUUGCUCAGCAGGUUGGUGAAGUUUUAAGAGUCCUCCUAGAGGUAGACCUUUGCUUUAGUCCCAUACUUAUCAGUGUGAUCUUGACACUCUUGCUAUUCUGUAUAUGAGCCUAAACCUGUAGUGGGGACAGGGAUCAGAAUUAUAAAGUUUUGCUGAGCAGGUUUGAUGGUUGUAAUAAUCUAGGAGAUUGUGAGUUGAUCCAGAAAGUACUAUGGAGGUUUUUUUUUGGGAUGGUAGAAAGUUAUGUUUAGACUCACUGAGAUGAUGUUGGUCUAUUUUGACUAAAUGUCUAUAAUAACAGAAGUGCAGAGCCCCACAGAAUAUCAAAGUGGGAUUUUUUUUUUCUUCCUGAACUACUUUUGCGUUACCUCACAGUAACUUCUACAUUACGGUGCCAGACUUCACAUUAUGCAUUAAUUGCAGAAGGCUGAGCUCCGAAGGUGCAUGGCCACUGCUGUGACCACAGCUGGAGCUGGAGCUGAGGUUGUGACUGUGGGGGGGGGCUAAUGCUAUGGACAUAGCCAUGGCUGUAUCUGUACUGUGACUACUCUUUACAUCCUCCUAACAUAUUAGCAUUAGCUGAGAAAGCAUCACGAAGCCAGAUACUUGUUUCACCCCUGCGCUUCUAUCAGAUAUGACAUACAAGAUGCCAGUGCAAACCACAGCUAGCCAGAGUUGUAGCCAUCCCAUGCAGUCAUAGCUACAGUCUGUCACAAUCACAGCCACGGCAGCAGGCUAUCAUAGUACUUUGUAGAGAUCUAGUAGGUUACUGGCCUAGACUUGCAGCUGGACCAGGUCUCCGUUGUCUGAGCCAGCCAACAGUCAGAUGUAACAUACAUACAAAGAUACUAUAGCUAUACUGUGUGAGUAGCUAAGCAAGUAAAACAUGACCUGUUUUCCAAAAGGCAUUAAGUUAAAGAUGACAAAUUUCUUAAAUAUUGUUGUUGAAUCUGUUGUCUGUAAUAUAUCUUCUUUUUGCGUGUUGAAAUCCUAAUAAUGAACCCCUCCCCUCUAUGACGGCCCCUCCUUGUUGUACCUUCUUAGGUGAAACUCCUGUUUCCUCCUGUGUUUGUUUCUUUGUUCUUCUAGUUUCUGUUUGUGUUGGCCUGUAAUACAUGGCCAUUAAACCAAGGUAAAAAUUACCAUGAACACCAACAGCAUGUCAGGAAUUAGGGCAGUAGUACAGCGUAUGGAUUCUCAGUCUCCUCUUUCUCCUUUUUAAUUGUUUGUUAAAACUGGACUGAUGAAGGUGCCUAUUAUGUGCCCGUUAUUGGCAAAAACAAUGCAAUAUUAAUAAGUGGUUCUGUUAAAUUCUACACCCGUUUUUCUUUGAUGUUGCUCCUUAGCUCAGCCAGUGUAAAUUAAUAUAAAGUGCGAAUGCUAGUCAUUUGACAGUUUUGCUUAUUAACAUAAAAGCUGUAUUUGGGUAUGAAAUUUUAGCAGACAUUUUUUCAUGAAUUUGUUUUGUAAUAUGUUUGAGAUAAUGGGUUAUAAUUGAUAAUGGGUUAUAAUUGUUAUUGCCCUAAGACCAGUGAGGUCAGAGGUCAUGAGCUGUUUCUGGUGGUGGGUUUGUAUCAAAGAUGUUUUGACAUGUAUGGACUAUUUUUUGUAUAAAAGCAUGUUCUCUCUUAAUUCUCUACUUCAUCGUCAGCCCAUUUUCUAACAUUUUAAUCACUAUGUAAUCACUCAGGAAAUGCAGGUGUUACAUCAUAAACUCAGAUUGAAUCUUUACAUUGCAAAAUAUUUUCUGUUGUUUUGGUUCUGUGCCUCCAUGCAUUGACUUUUAGCAUUAAGUUUCUUUUGGCUGUACAUAAAGUGGACCAGAAAAAUCCCCUAUGUGUAAGAUUUGAAAAUGUUUGAUUUUGGUAGAACUAGAAAAAAAAUGAAUGAGCUGAAAAGCAGCCAGUUUUCAGAGGGACAGUCUCUGAAGAGAGAUGCUAAAAUCGUUUGUGUUUUAAACCAAAUCUGUCAGAUAUAACAGUGGGGGAAGAGUUGGACAACUUUUAUCUACGCAUGAAAGGAGCCUUGGUGUACAAGCCAGAGGGACUCAAAAAUGUGAUUCAGACCUGUCAUGUUGUGCCAGACAUGACAGAAGGGGGAACCAUUGCCCUACUGUAAUUAAUACUCAGCUUUAAACACGGAGGCUCAGUUACAGAACUGUUGAAUUAUCCAGGAUUGAGCUGCUUUGGAAUAUAAAUAACUGAACAAUUACAGAAUAUUGAUAAUCACUAAUUUGAAUGAGAAUAAUUUGAGAUAUUACAGGGAAUUGGAGAAAGUAGACAGACAUAAUGAAACUACUCAAUCCUAACACCUAACCAA
This is a messenger RNA of Xiphias gladius (swordfish), 4554 nucleotides long. Its product is annotated as transmembrane protein 205. The transcript is spliced from 4 exons. NCBI's taxonomy places the organism in Eukaryota, Metazoa, Chordata, Actinopteri, Istiophoriformes, Xiphiidae. The coding region runs from base 730 to 1296 and encodes 188 amino acids. The record is from RefSeq and is a predicted model, not a curated record.